Molecule: messenger RNA, 486 nt
Organism: Microdochium trichocladiopsis
Lineage: Eukaryota; Fungi; Ascomycota; Sordariomycetes; Xylariales; Microdochiaceae
Product: Tim10/DDP family zinc finger protein
Exons: 3
Coding region: 154-420 (88 amino acids)
Source: RefSeq, a predicted model, not a curated record
CCGACGCUGUAGGAGCGACCAGUGACGAACACCCGUCAAACCUCCAACCUCAAAAGUCAGCUUCCAGACAACAAUUUGCGACCACGACGCAAGCAACACCUCGAAUUCACCGGCCACGUCUCUAGCUGCGAUAAUCUCAAAACAAUCAUCAACAUGGAUGGCCUCAGCCAAAGCGAGAUGCGCGAGCUCGAGCAGCGCAUGCAGAAACGCCAGGUGAAGGAGUUUAUGAACGUCUUUGGCAACCUCGUCGACCACUGCUUCAUGUCGUGCGUCGACGACUUCACGACCAAGACGCUCAACAGCCGCGAGGGCGGGUGCGUGUCGCGCUGCGUGCAGAAGCAGAUGGCCCUGACGCAGCGCCUGAGCGAGCGCUUCCAGGAGCAGAACCAGGCCAUGAUGGGUGCCGCGCAGCAGCGAUAGAGAGAGAGAAAAGACAAGGAGGAAAAUAACAAACACCUCAGAGGAGAGGACGAGCGGAUGGGGGGG